GAAGCAUCGAAGGAAGAACAUCAGUGUUUACUCCGCUCUCUUCUCUUCUACGUCGAUAGACACCACCUCCUCCACGAGACUCGCCCAACAACGAUGCUCAACGUCGUAUGCGCAGGUCUGGGCCGGAUUGGGGCCCAGCAUGCCUUCAACAUCGCCCAUCGCACCCCAAAUGCCAAGCUGCUUGCCGUGUUCGAUCCGGACGAGUCGAAACAGAAGUGGGCGCAAGACAAUCUACCAAAAGAUGUCGUCUUUACAACGUCCUACACGGAGCUGUUGGCCAUCAAGGGCGCUCAGCUCGUCUGGAUCGCCACGCCAACGCCUUUCCAUGCCGAGCAGAUGAUCGCCGCCAUGGACUGCGACCUCAACGUCUUUUGCGAAAAGCCGAUUUCCCUCGACAUCGACAAGGCACAGGCCGUCGUAGACCAUUGGCGGACCCAAAAGCCUCACCUCUAUGUCACCAUCGGCUUCAUCAGAAGGUUCGACAGCAGAUACCAGCUCGCCGCCGAGCAGCUGAAGAAGGGAGCCAUCGGACGGCCAUUGGUCCUGCAAACGCAGUCGUGUGACCCACGAGACCACACUGGACACUUUGUUAAUCAGUACGCCCCCGUCAGCGGCGGGAUUUUUGUCGAUUGUGCCAUUCACGACAUCGACUUGACCCUCUGGCUCUUUGGCGACCAUGCACAGAGAGUUAAAAAGGUCUUUGCGACAGGCUCGUCGACAGUGUUGCCAAAGCUGAAAGAGUAUGGCGAUUGCGACAAUGUCAUUGGCGUGGUCGAAUUCGAGUCCGGUGCACUUGCCCAGUACUACUGCUCUCGAACCUCUUCCUCUGGCCAGCUCUUGAGCACGCAGCUGAUCGGUGACAAGGGUCGACUUACUCUUCGACCCGAAGCUCCCACUGCUCAGCUUUCGCUUUCGGAUUCCGUGUCGAUCGCACGCGAGGCCAGUGAAGAGAGGCCCAACUACUAUGACCUCAAUGGCACGGCCAUGCUGUCCGAGCCAGAGACCAUCGUCAGGGAGAUUCUGAAUGGCUCGAAGCCGGCUUUUGGCUUGGAAGACAGCGUCAGGGGUCUGCGAAUCGGGCUGGCUUUGCAACAGAGCCUCCGGGAGGGACGCCAUAUCGAGCUGUGA
Acaromyces ingoldii is the source of this 1128-nucleotide messenger RNA. RefSeq names its product putative NAD binding Rossmann fold oxidoreductase. The record is from RefSeq and is a predicted model, not a curated record. Gene Ontology annotation, biological process: NADPH regeneration. Lineage: Eukaryota; Fungi; Basidiomycota; Exobasidiomycetes; Exobasidiales; Cryptobasidiaceae. The coding region runs from base 94 to 1128 and encodes 344 amino acids. Gene Ontology annotation, cellular component: cytoplasm. Gene Ontology annotation, molecular function: oxidoreductase activity; nucleotide binding. The transcript is spliced from 2 exons.